This is a messenger RNA of Lycium barbarum (goji berry), 739 nucleotides long. RefSeq lists its product as uncharacterized. The coding region runs from base 71 to 379 and encodes 102 amino acids. NCBI's taxonomy places the organism in Eukaryota, Viridiplantae, Streptophyta, Magnoliopsida, Solanales, Solanaceae. The record is from RefSeq and is a predicted model, not a curated record. The transcript is spliced from 3 exons.
GCCCUUUCCUCUCUCAAGGUUUAGAAACCCUAGCGCCGCAUCCCUUUUUUCCCUCUCUCCUACGUCAGUGAUGCCGCAAAUGGCAAAAAGAAGGGCCUACGACAUUGUGUUAGGUGUUGUGUGGUCGAGAAUGGCAAGAGCAUUUAUUAGUGUUGUGUGGUCGAGAAUGCAAAAGCAUUUAUUGUUUUGCCAUUUCUCAAUUAUUUCCACCGAGUCUCGACCCAAACAAGCUGAAUUGGGAUUUGAGGAGCAAAAAGGUCUUCAAGUUUGUUCUCGACAAGGGCUGCGUAUCAAAGAGGAAGUUGAGUAUUCUAGCGGAGGCUUUCCUUUGAAUGAAAAUGAUGAUUUUUACAAGGCCAAAUUUGUAGCUCCCGUUUGAUCAUAGAUUUUGAAGUUGAAACUUGAAAAUUUGAGCUUUUAAAGUUGUGAUUUUUGGAAUUUGAAAUUGUGUUUGGACAUGCAUUUUACUUGGAAAAAAAUUGAAGUUUAGUGAGUGGAAGUCCCAAAAACUGGUUUGGACCAAUUUUUGGAAUUUGAAAAUUUUUUGAAAACAAAUUUUCAAAAUCUGAUCCAAAAUGACCAAACAGAUAUUUGAAGAUAAAUUUUCAAAACCUAAUCCAAAAUCUAUGACCAGAUAGGAUUUGGUUGAGUAGAAAGUACCUGGAAGCCGGACUUUGACAAAUUUUUACUAUGUAAUAGAAUAUAAAGCCAAGGUAUUUGUUAUGCAAUUUAUGGCAAC